Molecule: messenger RNA, 1561 nt
Organism: Halichondria panicea
Lineage: Eukaryota; Metazoa; Porifera; Demospongiae; Suberitida; Halichondriidae
Exons: 1
Coding region: 140-1450 (436 amino acids)
Source: RefSeq, a predicted model, not a curated record
CUUUCUUCUCAAAGGGUCUCGCUCAAGAAUCUUCCCUAUCUCCCAAGGAGUUCGUCAGGGUGCUAUCCUGUCUCCGCUUCUCUACUCAGUUUUUGUUGAUGAUCUGCUUGCCCAACUACAUGACUGUGGCCUAGGUGCAAUGGUUGGCUCGGUCCACUGUCCCUCCCCAAUGUAUGCAGACGAUCUUGCUCUCAUUGCGGACUCACCAGAAGGGUUACAGAAGCUUCUUAAUAUCGUCUCUCAUUAUACGAGUACAUGGCGCUAUGAAAUUAACUCCUCCAAGUCGGCAGUCAUGGUAUUUGGUGAAUCAACAAGAUCACGUACCUCUGGACGCCAGUCCCGUUCCUUCUCUGUUUGUUCGGAAAUUAUCCAGGAGGUAGAUAGUUACAAACACCUUGGUGUCCUUCGCUUAGUGUCUUCUUCUGGCUCCCUCAGAAUCUCGGGACGCUGCUCUGCGGGUAGGAGUGCCUUCUUUGCCCUGAAUUCUGUGGGCGCGAGGUUCGGCUGCCUCCACCCAAUCACCUCUCACAAGCUUUAUUCCUCACUCUGCCUUCCAAUUAUGCUCUAUGGAUCAGAACUCUGGUCCCUAACAAAGAGCGAUCUCAACAUGUUGGAGAGAACUCACAGGAAACUACUUCGCACAAUUCAAGGCCUGCCUACAAGAUGUCCGUCACUCGCCCUCACCAGCCUUAUUGGCUCGUUGGAGAUCUCGGCAUUGGUGGACUGCAGACAGCUCUGUUUUAUUAACUCUAUCGGAUGCAUGUCUUCAGAAGAUCUCCCGAAAAAGAUUAUGGUAGAAAGACUUCUCGCCGACUCUCCAUCAGGUCUCUUAAAAACAUGGUCCACACUAGUCUUAUCUCGUUGCUACCCUUCACUCUCGUCUAUGAUCUCAAACGGGAAAAACAAAGGGUCUUUUAAGACUGCUGCAAAGAAAUCUGCAUUAGUCACACAAUACGUCAAGAUGACGGACACAUGCACAAAUCUCCCUAUCUCAUCCCUCCCCGCCCUUCUAGGUCGCCCUUCGAUGCUAUGGUCAUGCUGUCAGCUGGAUCGUUCUAUGCAUGGCCCCUCAAAUUUCAGAAUCAGGCUCCUAGUGGGCUGUGACGGGCUCGAGCUGGAUGCGUCCAGGUUUAGAUAUCGCAACAGAGGAAAUAUCUCUCCCGGUGAUGGAUCGUGCAAACUAUGCAACACUGAAGAAGAAUCACCUUCACACUUUUUAGUAAGUUGCCCUGCUCUCUCAAUGCGCAGACUUGCUCUCCUGCAGGAUGCCCCAUCCUGCAUCAGUGUUCACCUCCCCCACGACCCAAGGGCACUACAUGACACCCUCUACAAUCUCCUGCAAGGCCUUGUCUGGCUGAAAGCUGCCCAUGCGCAAGAGUGGCUCUUGCUCUUCAUCAAAGAUCUAAGGCAAACCCGCGCUGAUCUCCUUCUCACAAGCACAUUGGUUUAAAGCUCCACCCUCUUACUGCGUGUUAUAAUAAUACCCAUUUUCAAUAUUCUUUUUCGUCUGCCCAAUGGGCUACUCUUCAUUAUUUGGAGGCUACAAAGAAGAAGAAGAAGA